Molecule: messenger RNA, 3194 nt
Organism: Bactrocera dorsalis (oriental fruit fly)
Lineage: Eukaryota; Metazoa; Arthropoda; Insecta; Diptera; Tephritidae
Gene: Vha26
Product: V-type proton ATPase subunit E
Exons: 5
Coding region: 218-898 (226 amino acids)
Biological process (GO): proton transmembrane transport
Cellular component (GO): proton-transporting two-sector ATPase complex, catalytic domain
Molecular function (GO): proton-transporting ATPase activity, rotational mechanism
Source: RefSeq, a predicted model, not a curated record
GAUUUUAUUUCGAAGUGGGAAAUUUCCCCAAUCAUAUGAUCGAAAAAGAUUGUAACCAGUCGAAAAAUUUUACACGACGGACCGACUUGGAGUAGCGCACACGCACACAUUUCUACCUAUUCUACUUUUCUGCAAGAAUCGUGAGAUUGUGAAAACUGAAUUCCAUCGGCGGAAUCUGAAAAUUAUUCUGUGAACGAAAUAAAAAAAAAUUGCAAAGAUGGCACUCAGCGACGCAGAUGUACAAAAACAGAUCAAGCAUAUGAUGGCUUUCAUUGAGCAGGAAGCCAAUGAAAAAGCUGAAGAAAUUGAUGCUAAAGCAGAGGAAGAAUUUAACAUUGAGAAGGGACGUCUUGUGCAACAACAACGCCUUAAGAUUAUGGAAUACUAUGAAAAGAAGGAGAAACAAGUUGAACUGCAGAAGAAGAUUCAAUCAUCGAAUAUGCUGAAUCAAGCUCGUUUGAAGGUACUGAAAGUGCGUGAAGAUCAUGUACGCAAUGUGUUAGAUGAAGCACGUCGUCGCCUUGGUGAAGUUACCAAGAAUCCCAGUGAAUACAAAGAGGUAUUGCAGAAACUUAUCUUGCAAGCGCUGUACCAGGCCAUGGAGCCGAGUGUCACCCUACGCUGCCGUCAGGCCGAUAUUGGUCUAAUAAAUGAAGUGCUGCCCGCCACUGUUGAGGAAUAUAAGCAACAAAUUGGCAAAGAUGUAAAUGUACAUAUUGAUACGGAUAAUCAUCUUUCGGCAGACACCUGCGGUGGAAUCGAGUUGAUUGCGCUCAAUGGACGUCUAAAGGUGCCCAACACCCUGGAGUCCAGACUAGAAUUGAUUGCGCAACAACUUGUGCCAGAAAUUCGUAACGCUUUGUUCGGUCGCAAUGUCAAUCGUAAAUUCACCGAUUAAAUAUUUUAAGUGUAAACACUAUGCAACAAACAAAACCAACAGACAUACAUAUAUAGUUAAACGAUGAAAAGAAGAAAUUAAAAAUUAAAAGAAAAGGUAGUUAAAUGCGGGUUUAUAAUUUAAUUUUACAAAGAAAAAAAUAUUCAUUUACUGAAAAUUAAUUGUUAGCUAAAAGAGUCAAAUUUUACAGCGAAUGGAAGAAAUAUCGAAAUGAGAUGAUAAUGUAAUGUGGAAUGAAAACAGUGUUUGAUAAAAAAAAGACUCCCUAGUGAGUUUUCUUGGAAUCGAAAGAAGAGAAGACAAACCGAAUGACCUCCUAACAAUUAUUGUGAAUAUAAUUUAGAAAUCAAACUGUGAAAGUGCUAGUACACUUCAUAAUAAUAAUCCAUUCAAAGAUUUGCUGCCGUUGCAAAGUAUACAAAUAUUUGUUUAUGCAUAUUUAAAAACCAGUACACAACAACUUGUGCUGUUAAUUUAAAUCUACGUUAGCGAACUUCUAUAUAGAUGUAUGCAUUGCUAUUAAAAUCACGAAAACUAAAAAAAACGGCAAAAAAUUAGUAAAUGAUCAUUUGACAAAACAGCAUCAUAUAUGUUAUUUUGAGUUGUUUAACUUAAUAAAACAAAAAUUCAUAACUAAGCAUUAAACUAUCUAAUAACAAAAACAUAUUCAUAAAUUGUAUAAAAUCAAUACAUACUCACACGUUAUAUACAUUCCUGUACAAAAAAAUUAUGCUCGCUUAGAAAUUUGAAUGUUUAUUUUGUUCGGAUGCGGAAGUGGUAGCUGAUAGAGCAGUUUUACAUACUUUUGUUUCCUUGAACUUUCAAUGGAAAUUUCAAACCGUUUUUUUUUUCUAUAACACCGGUUUGCUACCUCUGUUUUGAUUUCCUUUAUAUACUUUUAUUGAGUUUUGAUGCACUUUAAUCAUUGUUUGUUGCCUAAUGUUAACCAACUUAUAUAGCAAUAGAGAAUCUUGUUUAGAUUUAACAAACACUUAAUAUUACAACUCUACGGUAACCACAUUUAUUCGGCAAAAUAAGCGUAAAUCGGCGACAGGCGGCAGUAACGGAUAAGCAAAUGAAAUUUUUUCGCUGACAUUGUAUUACGUUUACUGCACGUGCGGGCAGAUAUGGGCAGUGUUAUAUAUUUUCGUAAUUUGCAGUUAUAAAUAUGUAGUAUGCAAAAUGUGAAUUGCACUAAAUUCGUGCUCUUAACAUGUUGUAAAAUGGUGGGCAAAAAAAAUUCGGCAUUGCCGCAUUACAAACACUGAAAUAAAUGCUUUUCAUGUUGACUAUUAGCAGAACAGAAAAGUGGUUAAUUUCACUGUGCGAAAUGCAGCGCCCACCAGCAAAAUGUGUUUUGAAAACGAAUUUUUACGCAUUGUUUGUAAAAAGCGUGGAAAUCAAGUAGUUGUUUGUUUGUUGGUUGAACAAAAAAAUAGUGUUGGGGACUUUACAGUUAAAAAUAUAUUCUACUACAGUUUUCGUGCGUAUAGAAGGAUGUUCCAGUAGUGUUGUUUUCAAAGUAUUUGCAAGUACUUAAAGGUUCGUUGUGUUGCUUUUUUGGUGGUAACUCACUAAUUUAUUCAUUAUAAUCAGUGUGUGUAUAUGUUUGCCACAAUUUUUAGUAAUCUAAAUGUUAUAUUUAAAAAAAUGUUUAAAAAUGUUGGAAAUAUUGCUGCUGCAAAUUAAUAAAAAAAAAUUGUAAUAAUAAAACAAUAUAUUUUAACCUGCUGCCAGCCUAACUACUGCAUUGCAUAAAGAGUUAUGUCGAAAAAAAUUACAAAAUCUUUUUUUUUGCACUCUGCGCUGCCUGCCAUGUUGCUGCUGUUAAAUGUGGUACAGACAAUGUUUGUAAAUUAUAAAUGUUUUAUAAUUGUUGUUUUUUUUAAUGUUAUUGAUUUGUUCUUGCUCUUCUUUCGACUUUCUGUUAACUUUUAAUAGUAUUUUCUUUAUAAUUGUAAAAUAAAAGGUUGCUUUUUGGCCAUAUGUGUAAACACAAAAUAUUUAACACAAAAAAAACAUUUUGUCUUUUUGUUUUAAUCAAAAAUUGUUAGCCUAUAGUUAAUAAAUACAAUAUUAAGAACUAACAUACAUACGCCCAAGUAAAACUUACAUAUGUACAUCAAAAAACGAUAAUGGGACAAUGUGUUAGAUUUGUAGUUAUCGUCAUUGUUCUAAAAUAGUAUACAUACAUAUACCUGCAUAUAUACAUAUAAAAUGAUAUUUAAUAAUAAAUAAAGUUUAAUAAAACAGUAUUGGAUUGCAACAAAGCGUUCGGAAAUGGAAAAAAGUUAAA